Delphinapterus leucas (beluga whale) is the source of this 3562-nucleotide messenger RNA. NCBI's taxonomy places the organism in Eukaryota, Metazoa, Chordata, Mammalia, Artiodactyla, Monodontidae. The record is from RefSeq and is a predicted model, not a curated record.
GCUCGAGACUUGCAGGCGUCCCGGCAUCUCCUCUGACCCGGCGCGAUGGGCAAGAAGGGCAAGAAAGAGAAGAAGGGCCGCGGGGCGGAGAAGACGGCCGCCAAGAUGGAGAAGAAGGUGUCCAAGCGCUCGCAGAAGGAGGAGGAGGACCUCGAAGCCCUCAUAGCCCACUUCCAGGCUCUCGAUGCCAGAAAGACUCGGAUCGUGGAGACACCCUGCUCCCCACCUUCUCCAAGGUUAAGUGCCUCACUCUGUGCUCAUCCUGAGAAAGAAGAAUUAAUCCUUUUCGGAGGUGACUGUUUCAGUGGCCAAAAAACUUUUUUAUAUAAUGAACUCUACAUCUACAACAUCAGGAAGGACGCCUGGACUAAAGUCGAAAUCCCCAACCCACCCCCGAGGCGUUGUGCUCACCAGGCUGUGAUGGUGCCCCAGGGCGGCGGACAGCUGUGGAUCUUUGGCGGGGAGUUUGCCUCUCCCGAUGGAGAGCACUUCUACCACUACAGGGACCUCUGGGUCCUGCAUUUGGCCACCAGGACGUGGGAGCAAGUCAGAUCACCAGGCGGUCCUUCAGGACGGAGUGGACAUCGGAUGGUGGCCUGGAAGAGACAGUUAAUCCUUUUUGGUGGCUUCCAUGAGAGUACAAGAGAUUACAUCUAUUACAAUGACCUGUAUGCCUUCAACCUGGACGCUUUCACGUGGAGCAGGCUGUCCCCGUCCGGGACUGGGCCCACACCCAGGCCAGGCUGCCAGAUGACCGUCACCGCCCAGGGCAGCAUCGUCAUCUACGGGGGCUACUCGAAGCAGAGAGUCAGGAAAGAUGUGGACAGAGGUACCCAGCACUCCGACAUGUUCCUGCUGAAGGCUGAGGAGGGAAGAGAAGGCAGAUGGGCCUGGACUCGGGUCAACCCUUCCGGAGCCAAGCCCACCCCAAGGUCCGGCUUCUCGGUGGCUGUGGCCCCGAACCAUCAGACGUUGCUGUUUGGGGGGGUGUGUGACGACGAGGAGGACGAGAGCCUGGAGGGCCACUUCCUCAGCGACCUGCACUUCUACGACCCCGUCAGGAACCGCUGGUUCGCGGGGCAGCUGAAGGGGCCCAAGGUGGAGAAGAGGAGGCGCAGGCGGGGCAAAAAAGGGGAGCCCAGGGGUGCCAGCAAGCAGGAACUGAAGGGGACUGGGGCCCAGGAGCCCCUGCAGGUGGUCAGAGAGCUGGUGGCAGAGGACGGGACCGUGGUCACCAUCAAGCAGGGGCUCGCUGCCCUGGGCCCGGCGGGACAGCCCGAGUCCGACGACAGCGACGAUGGCACCAACGAGGCGGGGGUCCCUGCAGUGGAGCCUAGCCCCCGCUCCAGCGCCAUGCUGGCCGUGAAGCAUGGGCGCCUCUACCUCUAUGGGGGCAUGUUUGAGGCUGGCGACCGCCAGGUCACCCUCAGCGACUUGUACUGCCUCGACCUUCACAAGAUGGAGGAGUGGACCGUCUUGGUGGAGAUGGAUCCAGAAUCUCAGGAGUGGCUGGAGGAGACGGACUCGGAGGAGGACAGCGACGAGGCCAAGGGCGCCGAGGGCGGCGGGGAGAGUGAAGAGGACGAGGACAGCGGCGAGGAGGCCAGGGAGCAACGCCCCUCGGCGGCGCCCGGUGAGCCAUUCGCAGACUCCCUGCCCAGGACCGAGCAGUAGUGGGCGAAGCUGGCGCGGACGACGCCGGGCCCCAGAGAGGAGAGUUCUGAGAGCCGCCCGGGCCGUGGCCGUGGCUUUCUCUGAUGGCUCAGCCUCAGCCGCGCAGCAGCCAGAGCUUAGACUGAGGGGGUGGGGUUCCCUGCCCUCAGUGCGCUGCGUGCGGUUUAAAAUAAACUGGACUUGGCAGGGGGCUGCUGCCGCGAAGGUGGUCUUUUGUGCAGCCUCCGGGCCCCGGUGGUUCUGGCGGGGCCUCUGGCUGGGUCGGGGCCGAGCUGAUGGUGAGGGGGAGCCGCCUACACGGCAGGCGGCACCUUGAUCGUGAAGUGGAACGCCGCGGGCUUUGCGGGGUUCCCUUCUGCAAAACUAGGAGACGGGUUCUGCCCGCCUGCACGUUCAGCCGACUCCUUCCUUUUUAAAAAUUACCGGUAGCCGCCCAGCGCCUCCUGUACGCGUUUUCUCGCUUCUCUGGAGAAUAAAGCCUGUUGUGGGCUGGUCUGCUCGCUCUGCCAUGUGGCUUUGCCUGGGGUCUCUUGGAGUGCCGUGUGCGCAGCUCCUCUGGCCGCUCCCCACCUUUGGGGAGGAGGUGGUGGAGCUGUGCUCUGCCCUCUCCCCUUCGGGCUCAAGGUCGUCAUUCGCACAGCAGCAGAAGAGGACAGGAAAGCGGAGGGCGGGCCCCUGUCCCCACACGGCCUCGCCGGCCCCUGCCGGGCACGCUCACUGGCGCCUGCUGCAGGGCUAAUGGCAGGAGGCUGCUCUUCAUUUAUGCAACUGGGGCAGAGCUUGGGCUUUGAAUUCACACCAGGUGAAUUCACCUUCAUCUAAAGGAUCAUCAGUAACAAGAAAGCAGGGUUCUUAGUUUUCAGUGACAGGCCGAACAGCCCAUCGUUACCUUGAACGGGCCAUCCUGCUCAUGACCUGGAAGUUAAAAGUGGAGAGUGGGCGCACCCACCCAGCAGAGCGGGCCCGGGCCCGGGCCCGGGAAGGCUUCCGUGGAAGGUUGAGGCCAGCUUGCCCAGAAGCAGCCCUUCACCCCAAGCAGCACUUAUCUUCUUGCCGUGCUCGGCCCCCGCACCUCUGGCCGUGUGACCUCACUCGUCAGACUUCUCCCGCCUGACUGCACGCGGAUCAGAAGUAGGAAGCUCUCUCCUCGCCUCUGCCCACCAGAGCCUCCCUCUGGUACGGGGCCUGGCAGAGCCCAUGGGGGUCCCGGUCACAGGGCUUGGGCAGGCGCUCCGGCUUCAGCAUCUUGCUUGCGGCUCCCCGUGGGUGCUGGGGCAGGCGGGCAGGGCUCAAAGCCAGGCUGGAUGCCACGGCAGGCCCGCGGGGGCCAGAGAGGCCCUCCCGGUACCUGCCUUGUGUGCUCGCGGUGCGAGGCCCAGGCGUACAGCUCCCGCUCUCUUGGCUGCUGCCUUGGGAGGAGGUGGCUGGGAGAGCGUCGGCCCCAACGCAGGCUUCUUUUCCCCGGGGCCGUUGUUAUUACAGAGGAAGGAGCCUGCAAGCAGGUGAGACUCCAAGGAAGGUAGUUUGGAAUCAAAGAAGUAGAAAAAGAUGACAACCCCCGGAAGAAACUUCUCUUUUGCUCUUUGCUCUGCUGUCCUGUCCACGGGGUUAUUGCUGAGGACGCCGUUUGAGUGACAGGAAGACAAGCACAGGCUCCACACGGGGAGCUGCCUCUGCUGUGUCACCCCCGUGAUCAGAGCGUCCCUUGGGUGGGGCAGUUGCAGGGAGAGGUGGGUGUACGGUGCAGGACUGCGGGUCCCCAGGGAGGGCAGCGGCCAGCGCACCGUUCCCCCUUCUGCCUGCCGGCAGCUGGUUUGCUGAACCGAAUGCUCCUGGCACCUGGACGGCCAGCACAGAGCCCUAGGCCUCUGUUCCCUGCAUUGCUGGA